Messenger RNA from Aspergillus terreus NIH2624, 366 nucleotides. RefSeq lists its product as uncharacterized. The record is from RefSeq and is a predicted model, not a curated record. NCBI's taxonomy places the organism in Eukaryota, Fungi, Ascomycota, Eurotiomycetes, Eurotiales, Aspergillaceae. The coding region runs from base 1 to 366 and encodes 121 amino acids. The transcript has a single exon.
AUGGACGCGAGGCCUGACCACGAUGACGCCAAGAAUGUGGGCGAUAAUGGCACUGAGGGCGCGGAGGAGCGGAUGAAAGGUCGUCUCCACCGAGAAGCUACAUACACAGUGUCUAGACAUCAAGUUACCAACUACAUGAGCGACGUUGACGACUGCACUCGCCGUCAGCCAGUAAUCUUCCACCAUCUGUUUGCAGUAGUAAUAAAAGGCUAUGGUUCUCCCCAAUUCCGAAGCCCGGCCUAUCCACUCCGUACUCCGGAUGGUACUUUUGCGAGAGCUCCGAACGCAGCUAGACGAGAACACGUAUUCCCAACCAGCCUCAAUAUUGAGUCCGUCCGUCUGACAGGACCACGCCUCGUGCUUUAG